Fusarium vanettenii 77-13-4 is the source of this 255-nucleotide messenger RNA. RefSeq lists its product as uncharacterized. Gene Ontology annotation, biological process: siderophore biosynthetic process. Gene Ontology annotation, molecular function: 2,3-dihydro-2,3-dihydroxybenzoate dehydrogenase activity. NCBI's taxonomy places the organism in Eukaryota, Fungi, Ascomycota, Sordariomycetes, Hypocreales, Nectriaceae. The annotation marks the transcript as partial. The transcript has a single exon. The record is from RefSeq and is a predicted model, not a curated record.
GCCAUCACGGGCGCAGCCCGCGGCAUGGAUCUUGCAACAGCUCAACUACUAGCAGCUCGGGGGGGCUCUCUCUCCUCGGCUGAUCUGAAUGAGACAGUGCUGAAAAUGGCCGUUAAAUUGUUGCAAGGUAGUCACGAGAGGUACCUAGCCGUGCCAGUAGAUGUUCGAAAAAGCGCUUCUGUGAAUGCGUGGAUCGAGAAGACGGUGCAGCAUUUUGGCAAGCUCAACGCAGCAGUGAAUAUGGCAGGUGUCCUG